UAGACGAGGUUUCGCUGGCCCAAUCCACCUGAUCUCCCCUCGAUUCGCCUCGACGACCCUCGCGCCGCCGUCGGCCGCAGCCUCAUCCUCGACGCGCCGCCGUCGUCGGAACGGGACGGGCAAAGCAACGCCCUCGCCGCGACUGAGAGGAGGCGCCCCGCCGCCGCCAGAGCGUCAACGUCCUCCUCCGCCGGUUAUUCCUGAGGGAGGGUAUAAAGUUUUUUCUUCUGUCAAGAGGGGUGGGUGUUCGCGCAUUUCCUCAAGUAGAGAAGAAGCAGUAUAAAGUUGUUUGGUGAUAAUGGAACCAAAGCAUUCUGCUGAAAUGUCCAGGCAUUUGGACAAGCAAAAUCAUGCCCUAAUGGAAACAUACCGAGCAAUGUCCCAUGAGUUGCAUAAACUACAGGUUGAAGAGGAAACAAUCAUGCGCAAGUUGUAUGAGCUGAUGUCUGCAGAAGGGCUUCUUCCAAAGCACAAGGAAAAAAGGGAGCCUGAGAGAGCAGGGGAAUCAAGCCAGGAAAACGAAGAACGGGAACCAUAGAAUGUUAACCGUGAAUCUGCAAUAUAUGAUGUUACAUGGGGAUGCAAGUUUGGCUGAAUAGCAACCGAUCUUAGGCAUCCACUCCAAUGGAUAUACUGUAGUGAAAUUUUUGUCUCAGUUCCAGCAGUUAGUUAGUUUCCCUGUAAUUUUCCAAACGGCACAAUGGAAUCUUGAAUCUGGCUAUUGUUCUGUGAGGAAUUUUGGGAUGGGUUUCAAAGCCUUGUUUGUUCCUA
Aegilops tauschii subsp. strangulata is the source of this 771-nucleotide messenger RNA. RefSeq lists its product as uncharacterized. NCBI's taxonomy places the organism in Eukaryota, Viridiplantae, Streptophyta, Magnoliopsida, Poales, Poaceae. The record is from RefSeq and is a predicted model, not a curated record.